ACUAUAGGCUGUCUCGACGUGUAUGUUCUGAACACUCCGCAACAUGUUAAUGAGUUUUCGUCUGCUCUCAACGAAAAAUUCACGUGGCGUAUUCAGUAUACGAAAGAAAGACACUAGUUCAAGACAUUUACCCUCUUGAUCGAACCUUUUAUCUAGUACCAAUUGUGCAAUAAGCAAACUGAGGAACGAUGCCAGGCAAAGGGGGCAGAAGAGGAAAGUGCGGUGGAAAAAGAGCUGAGUUUACAUCUGAUGAGGAUUCCGUCAACAAUGAUGCGUGCAGUGAUAUUAGCGGCCAAUCUGACAAUCGUAGCGUGCUAGAGGACGCGAAUGACAACGAGGUAGAUGAGCUCGCGCAGCAGGAGGUGUUCGAGGAGAAGCUGAAGGAGGCGAUCGACGGUCUGACGCAGAAGAGCGCGAAAGGCCGUACCGUCUGCUUCAAUGGCAUAGAAAAAAUUUUUGCUAUCAAAUACAUACCCGAUUUCGUGGAAGACAGAAAAAUGACUAUUACGGAUGCUGUGGAGCGUGGCUUGAAGAAGGGACGAGGCGACGAGCAGUCGACGGCGGCCAGAUUGAGCACCUUGCUGUGCGUCCAAUUGGGCGCCUUUGAGAGCGCCGAGAUGGUCUACAGAGAUCUAAAAUCAACUCUUACUCUUAUUGCUAACGACAAUACAGCUUCUGUUCACGCUCGUGCUGAGUGUUGCUGGGCAUUGGCCAUGAAUCAAUUCUUAUCGGGCAAUGAUGCGACAGACACCAUAGAAAUUGCACAGUUACUGUCAUCUAUCUUUUCGGGUUCUUAUUUGAAAGGAAACGGCGCGAUUGCAAACAUAUCCGCGGACGUAGCGGCACUACAUGUGGCAGCUAUUUCAUCCUGGACCUUGCUUCUAACAGUUAUGACUUCCGCAGAUAUCUAUAAUUUACUCGCAAGCGGCAGAACAAACAGUUACAUGCCUUCACUCAAUCGAUUGCGCGAAUUGCUGGAAUCGCCACAUCUCGAUGUACGCCUGUCAGCUGGCGAGGCACUGGCAGUGAUAUUUGAACUCGGUCGUGAUUUCUCCUGCGACUACGAGCAGAAUUACGCGCUCGACCUAGUGGAAAUUCUUAAGGAACUCGCCACGGACUCAAACAAGUAUCGUGCUAAGAAAGAUCGCAAACAGCAACGUGCUAAUUUUAGAGAUAUUCUGCGUUAUAUUGAGGAAGACAUCGUUCCAGAGAUGCAUGUGAAAUUUGGCCAGGAAAUUUUAUACUUAGAAGGAUGGUGCGCGAGAACUCAAUACAACGCCUGCUGCCGACUAUUAGGUCCCGGCAUCAAUAUCCAUCUUGCUGAAAAUCUACUUCUGCGCGAGAUCUUUCACCUCGGCAACAAAGUUCUACCUCCACCGAUCACGAUCAAAACAAGUAAAUUAGAGAGAACAUUGAUGAACGCGGCCGCGUUCAAGGCACGUACCAUUCAACGCAACAAGAAUCGCGACAAACGAUCUGCAGCUAUAGCACCGUAAUCACACUUCUACUCCCCUAUGCUGAUUGUCUCAUUUUAGUGUAAUGCAAGUAUAUUUAAAUUUUUUCUUUAAUUUAUUGUAACUAUAACUUUUAAUAGCGUAAAUUAAUGUUUUCACAAUAAUUCGCGAGUCGAAAUUGUACAGAUAUUCCACGUAAUGAUGUAUAUCCUUUUUUCCAUGUGUAAAUUUCUGAUGUGAAUAUAUGAUUCAUCUCGCCGUUUUAACUGUUAUUUAUCGCUAUAUUUAUUUAGUGAUAUUUAAUAAAGUUAUAUUUAAUAACGUUUGCAUGUAUAUACAAUUGUAUAUGCUGGUAACAAUUGCAUCUCAUAUAAAUUAUAUUAUUUUAGUACAUGUAUUAAAUGUUUUAUCAACUUAAAUAUUGAUUUUUCUCAUUGUUUUUUCCUUGGAUAUAUAUUGUGCAUGUUAAUUUUAACAGUAAAGUGUAAAUAAUAAUAAUGAUUUGUAAAUUUUAAUUGCUAUAGAUUAAAUUAUGUCAGGUUUAAAAAUUGAUUGUAACAUGUAAACUUAUCUCGUAUAUAACAGUAACUAGAUAUGUACAAGAUAUAUGAAAUAUUUACUGCAUUGUACAUAAUUACGUGUAAGUUGUAACGAUGUAUUCAAAUGAACUAAAAUAUAGAUUAUGUAAAGAUAA
Molecule: messenger RNA, 2148 nt
Organism: Monomorium pharaonis (pharaoh ant)
Lineage: Eukaryota; Metazoa; Arthropoda; Insecta; Hymenoptera; Formicidae
Gene: Ifrd1
Product: interferon-related developmental regulator 1
Exons: 6
Coding region: 189-1496 (435 amino acids)
Source: RefSeq, a predicted model, not a curated record